This is a messenger RNA of Drosophila bipectinata, 2047 nucleotides long. It is a transcript of the gene Gk1, whose product is annotated as Glycerol kinase 1. The record is from RefSeq and is a predicted model, not a curated record. Lineage: Eukaryota; Metazoa; Arthropoda; Insecta; Diptera; Drosophilidae. Gene Ontology annotation, molecular function: glycerol kinase activity. Gene Ontology annotation, cellular component: mitochondrion. Gene Ontology annotation, biological process: phosphorylation; triglyceride metabolic process; glycerol-3-phosphate biosynthetic process.
CCGCAUGAACACUCUUUUGCCUAUUUGUUGUAUCACUCUCAUUCGCAAUAAAUAUUUACAGUCGAAACGAGUUUGAACGGCUGCACCCACAAACAAGGUACUACGGAGAUUGGCAAAGAGAGGGCUCGACGACGCCUUAUCUCUUAUCGUGGUUGUUUCCGUUGAAUAUGUCCAAUAGAUUCGAAUAGCUAAAUUAGUGUCGCCACAAUCGCGAACGAGUGCACAUACAUAACCCUAUUUAUAGGUAGAGGUGAACUCUGGACACAACAUAUUUAUUACCAAAUCGAGGAAUGGAUUCUUCACCAACGUCCGAUACCCCUUCGCGCCCACCAGCUCCGAUCACGGGCCCAUUUGUGGGCGCCAUCGACGAGGGCACAACCUCGGCGCGAUUCAUAAUUUUCCGCGCCGGCACCGAUGACAUUGUGUGUUAUCACCAAAUCGAGGUGGCCUCGAUCUUCGCCAAAGAAGGAUGGUGCGAGCAGGAUCCCUUGGCUAUUGCAAACACAGUCAACGAAUGUAUUGCUGGAGCUUGCCAGAAAUUGGUCGCUGCUGGUGGUAAAGUCGAGGAUAUUGUUACAAUCGGAAUAACCAACCAACGCGAGUCCACCGUUGUAUGGAAUCGCAACACAGGCCAGCCCUUGGCAAAUGCCAUAAUUUGGUUGGACAAUCGUACAACAAGCACCGUGGAGGAAUUGUUGGAGACAAUACCAAACAAUGCUAGAAACAUUAAUUACUUGCGUCCUCUUUGCGGACUUCCCCUUUCUCCGUACUUCUCAGGUGUAAAGCUACGCUGGCUGCGCGACAAUGUUCCAGUAGUAAGCCAGGCCAUGGAGAAGGGCACCGCCAUGUUUGGCACCAUCGACACCUGGCUAAUGUAUUGCCUGACCGGAGGAAAGGAUGGAGGGAUACACAAGACGGACGUGACCAAUGCAUCGCGCACCAUGUUGAUGAACAUUGAAACGCUGCAAUGGGAUACCAAUUUGCUAAAGUUUUUCGGGCUGCCCAAAACCAUUCUUCCCGAGAUCUGUUCGAGCGCCGAAUUCUAUGGCAAUAUUGCUAAUGGCGUACUCAAGGGAGUCAGCAUCACUGCCGAUUUGGGCGAUCAACAAGCAGCUUUAGUGGGACAACAAUGCCUGUCCAAAGGUCAGGCUAAGGCUACUUACGGAACGGGCUGUUUUCUCUUGUACAACACCGGGCCCUCCAUUGUACACUCCCAGCACGGACUUCUUACCACGGUCGGCUAUCAACUGGGCAGGAAGUCUGCUCCUUACUAUGCCCUCGAAGGAAGUGUUUCUAUUGCUGGAGCGGCUUUUAACUGGUUGCGAGACAAUAUGGGCAUCAUCCAGAACUCUGGGCAGAUAGAGUCAAUGGCCAACACGGUUGAUAAUUCCCUCGACGUUUAUUUUGUGCCAGCCUUCAAUGGACUUUAUGCUCCGUACUGGAACCAAGAUGCCAGGGGCGUCAUCUGUGGGCUGAGUGAGGAGACUACAAGCGAGCACAUUGUGCGAGCCACCUUGGAGGCGGUUUGUUUCCAAGUACGAGACAUCCUCGACUCAAUGCACAAGGAUUGCAAAAUUCCUUUGGCCAAGCUGAUGGUGGACGGUGGCAUGACUGUGAACAAUCUUUUUCUGCAACUUCAGUCUGACUUAGUGGGGAUUCAAGUGCUCCGGGCUAAAAUUGCUGAAACCACCGCUUUGGGCGCUGCCAUGGCCGCAUAUAAAGCAGUGGAAAGCCGCUAUUCUAUGGAGGCACCACUUUCGAAGUCCGGUCCCCGGGAACCCAUCAAACCCUCUAUUAACGCCACCGAGAGGAAUCUCCGUUACCAGAAGUGGAAAAUGGCUAUCGAGCGCUCUUUAAACUGGGAGACAUCCACGCUUCCUCAGGGCGAACGCGAGGCUUUUGAUGGAGCAUAAAAUCGUUCUUGCUAAUAAUUUACGAUGCAUUUGUUUGUCGUUUCGUUUAUUUCGUAAUGGUGCUUCGGGCCGAAAAAUUAUUUGUUUUCACAAUUGGAUUUUAUUGUAUAUAUAAAAAAGAUGUUGAUGACAAA